Messenger RNA from Oryctolagus cuniculus (rabbit), 2355 nucleotides. The record is from RefSeq and is a predicted model, not a curated record. NCBI's taxonomy places the organism in Eukaryota, Metazoa, Chordata, Mammalia, Lagomorpha, Leporidae.
UCAGUAUCUGUUCUCUCCAUUCUCCAGUUUUGGGCAUAGGCUAUCAGAGCUGUGUUGGGAUUCAUUCCAUGUGGGAUGGAAUUUGGGUCUUGCAUUGGAGGUUUCAGCAGGGUAGGAAAUUGGUCCCCAUUAGUUACCUUGUCUGCAGCCAUCUGGUAAAAUGGAGCAUCACUGGAGCCUACAGAAACCAGGUUUUCCCUCCUGUGAUGAAUGGAAGGCACUCAGUCUUUAGGAUGUUUUUUCCUUGGAAAUAUGUGCCUAACUUCCUUACCUCCAAAGUACAUUUGCAACACCAACUGUAGCUCUCAUUAAUGAUUUUUUGUUCAUGGGAAUCUAGAUGCAACAAAUGAACAUUAUAGGAUAAGAAUACCAUUUAUUCCUGUUGCCCAACCCUGAAAUCUCUUACUACUGUGGAACCUGAGGCUUAGUGCAAAUCUGGUGACCUGCCCACAACACCCUAGCUCAUUAAUGGAAGAGUUGGUGUGAGAAUACAGUUCUACCUUACCACUCUCUUGUCCAUACCAUGUGCAUUAGUUUAUGUCCUUAAGUUCAAUAUUACCAUUUAGAGUCAUGGCUUUACACCUAAGGGAAAUGUUACUAAAUAUCCAAAGCUUAGUGUUUUAUUCACACACGAAACCUCAUGUUGCAGAAAGCUAAACAAAUUUCAUUUAUUAGCCAAAAAAGCACUUUGUUUCACAACUUCUGAAAUUUUUUCUUGUAAAAUUAUGAUUUAAGGGCCAUUCUGAAUUAAAACCUUAAUGUAUUUUAAAGGAAACCUGUGAUUGAUUGUAUAUUUCCUCCUUUUUGCAGCAGCAAGAUGAAGAACACUACUCGUUUAAUUGUAUCAGCCUUUGCAUUCAGAGUAUUUGGAAUCCUGCUCAUCUUUGUGGACAUAUUUCUCAUCAUGUCAGAUGUAAUUUUCAAUGAUAACAAAAUAGUUUUCGAAUGCCAUUCAAUUUCUUUGGCUAUUGCAUUAUUUUUUUUCUUUGAUGUUCUACUCAGAGUGUAUGUUGAGGGGAGGAAGACAUAUUUUACUGAUCUAUUUAACAUCUUAGAUGCUGUCAUUAUUGCAAUAACUCUCUUGAUCGAUACCAUUUACUUCUUUUUUGACCUAAGAUUUCUGAAAGACGUACCAAGGGUGGCCGUUCUGCUUCGACCUCUACGCCUUAUAAUUUUGGUAAGAGUUUUCCAUCUGGCUUACCAAAACAGACAACUCCAAAAGCUGACCAGAAGACUGGUUUCAGAAAACAAAAGGCGAUACAGGAGAGAUGGAUUUGACCUAGAUCUCACUUACAUAACUGAUCGCAUUAUCGCCAUGUCAUUUCCAUCUUCUGGAAAGCAGUCUUUCUACAGGAAUCCAAUUAAGGAAGUUGUGAGGUUCCUGGAUACCAAACAUCGAAACCAUUACCGAGUCUACAAUCUAUGCAGUGAAAGAGCUUAUAAUCCUGAACAUUUUCAUAACAGAGUCCAAAGAAUCAUGAUUGAUGAUCAUAAUGUCCCUACUCUCAGCGAGAUGGUGGUAUUCUCCAAAGAAGUAAAUAUGUGGCUGGCUCAAGACAAGAAGAACGUAGUAGUGAUUCACUGCAAAGGCGGCAAAGGAAGAACUGGGACAAUGGUCUGUGCUUGCCUCAUUGGUAAUCAGAUCUUUGGUACUGCAAAGGAAAGUCUUGCUUAUUUUGCAAGUCGACGUACUGAUCACACCAUCAGUAGUAAAUUCCAAGGAAUUGAAACUCCCUCCCAAAGUAGAUAUGUUGGAUAUUUUGAGAAUGUGAAAAAUCUCUGCAACUGGACUCUCCCGCCAAAAAAAAUCCUCACGCCAUACAAAAUUAUCAUUUAUUCAAUUCAUAAUGUUGGAAAAGGCGAUGGAAGUGACCUAAAAAUUCAAAUAACUACAAAACAACAGACAGUCUUUUCAUGUUCAUCUUCUAAAAACUGCAAGAUAUUUCACGAUGUCGAAACUGACAAAGUCAUUAUUGAAUUGUUGAACUGUCCAAUCCUAUAUGACGACGUUAAAGUCAGAUUUCUCUCUCGGAAUCUCCCCAAAUACUACGACAACUGUGCAUUCUUCUUUUGGUUCAAUACAGCUUUCAUACAAAAUAACAGGCUGUAUUUAAGACGAAAUGAAUUGGACAACCCACACAAACGAAAAGCCUGGAAAAUUUACAGUUCAUGUUUCUCAGUUGAGAUGUACUUCAAUCAGACCUAAGGCAGCUCCGGAGACGCCUGGGGGCACCACCUGGCUACGUCACCACCCAACACACUGGCUCCCAUUCCGUCCACCCUACAGGACUCACACAUCAGAACCAGCAAACAAGAACCCGAGCCGCGGGCCCUGCGGCCUCUUCCGGAAUCCCG